Molecule: messenger RNA, 3540 nt
Organism: Fundulus heteroclitus (mummichog)
Lineage: Eukaryota; Metazoa; Chordata; Actinopteri; Cyprinodontiformes; Fundulidae
Product: coiled-coil domain-containing protein 171
Exons: 22
Coding region: 92-3235 (1047 amino acids)
Source: RefSeq, a predicted model, not a curated record
ACCAAUGCCGAAAUGACGUAGGCGCGCUAAAGAUGGCGUGAGUUUUAAACCGUCGCCGGGUGACGUUACAGAGGAAGACCGUAGAGUCGACAUGCAGCCGGGACCGGUGGACCGGAGCGGAGAGCCCGGCUGUGGCCGGACAGCGGAGCGGCGCAGGACCGACCGCAGGACCCGGACCCGCAGCUCCAAGGAGGAAACCUCAAGGACCCCAGUUAUCUUGGACUCCACGAGUCGCCAGGAGAAGCCGGCGGCCGGCAGAGGAGGAGAAGAGAGGAAGAAGGAGGGAGGAGGAGACAGAGGAGCGAUGGAGAGGAGUGUGGCGGUGAGGCGGGCGGCCUCGGUGGGAGCAGGAGGCGGCGAGGGGACCAGAGAGCUGAGGUGGAGGCUCAACCUGCUGGAGAAGGAGAAGCUGAAGCUGACAUGCAGCCACAACCAGGAGGUGUGCUCGCUGCAGGCGGAGGUGGCCCGCCUCCGCUCCUCGGUGGAGCGCGGUGAGGCGCGGCGGGCGGAGCUGCAGUACCAGCUGGCUGCGAGCCGCAGGGACAGGUGCGCUCUGACAGAGCGAGCGGCGGAGCUGCAGGAGGCGCUGCUGGUCAGCCAGCAGGCGAGGCAGGAGGAGCGGGGAGCCGCUCAGCAGGAGGUGGAGGAGCGCCAGCGGCUGAUCCAGAACUUGAGCUCUGAGAAGCAGAGACUGACCCGACUGCUGCAGGACCAGGAGGCGGCUCUGGAGGAGUCCAGGAGGAAGACGGCGGAGGAGCAGCGGGAGCGUCAGCAGGAGGCGGAGGUGAGCCGGCGCCGAGCCGCCCAGCUGGAGGACCUGGAGGAGAGGCUGGAGCGGAGCUGCAGGGAGAAGGAGCUGGCAGGUCAGAGGGCGGAGGCUCUGGAGUCCAGCCUGGAGGCGGAGCGAGCGGCUCACCUGGAGUCCAGACACGACGUCCAGGUCCUCCAGGUGAGGACCAGGGACCUGGAGGCGGCGCUGGCGGUGGAGCGGUGCGGCCAGCAGGAGGCGCAGCGGAGCCUGGAGCUGCUGCGAUCCAGCUUCAGCGAGCUGGAGAGGCUUUACAGCCUGGAGGCGGAGAGGAGGGGGUCCGCUGAGCGCGCCCUGGAGCGGCUGCAGGAGGAGUUCAGUCUCUACAAGUCUGAGGCCGCUGUGGCCCUGGAAACCGAGAGGAAGGCGACCUUUGACCUCUCCAAGCGGCUGGAGGAGGAGGAGAGCCGGCACGGCGGCACGCGGACGCUGCUGCAGCAGGCAGCUGAGCGGCAGGCGCAGGCAGACGAGGCCUUCAGGGACACCCUGCAGCGGGUCUCCGGCCUGCUGCCGCCUGCAAAGCAUGAUGGGAAGCCGAGUCCUGGUGAGGUGCUGCAGCAGCUGGAGGCGACUCUGAGCGCCAACCAGCGCCGCCUGGAGGAGUCCACCCAGCAGGUCGGGGUUCUGCUGGACGCGUCCCAGAAGCUGCAGGAGGAGAACCGGCUUCUCCAGCGGCUGGUUUCAGAUCAGCAGGAGCAAGCCGAGGAGGCCCGGCGGGCGCUGGUCCAGCUGCAGGAGGAGGCGGCGGCGCUGCGGCUGCAGAGCUCUGAUUGGUCGGCGCAGAAGAAGGAGCUGCAGGAGGAGCUGCAGCGAGAGAAGGAGGAGAGGAACCAGGAGGUCCAGGAGGUCCGGAAGGAGGCGGAGGCCCGUCUGCUCUUCCUGCACCGCCUGCACCAGCGCCUGCUGCCCCGCGGCAUUCUGGGAGAUGUGAGCUGGGCGGAGCUGUGUGAGGCGGUGACCCAGCGGGUGGAGGAGUUGACCUCUGACCUGCAGAAGGCCGAGGACCAGGUGGCCGUGCUGCAGGAGGCGUGCAGCAGGAGGAGCGCCUGCGUGCGUCAGCUGCAGCGCAGCCAGCAGGGCGUGCUGGCUCGCCUGGAGGAGAGCGUGAGGAGCAGGGAGGAGGCCUGGAGCCGCCGGCACGCGCUGGCUGUGGUCCAGCUGCAGAGCCAGCUGCAGCUCUGUCGCUCUCAGUGCGACUCCCAGCGGGACCGCGCCUCCUCUCUGGAGCGCCGCUGCUCCUCGCUGACCUCCGACCUCUCCCGGCUGCAGGGCCUCCUGUCAGGGAGCCGGCGGGAGGCGUCGGCCUCCCUCCUGGCCUGCGCCCUGCUGGGCGGAGCGCUGAGGCACGCCCGGCGCUGCGUGGCCGCCCUGUCCCAGCAGAAGGCUCUGCUCCGCCGGCAGCUGGCCGAGAGGGAGCUGCUGGAGCAGGAGGUCAGGAGGCUGGCCGACGCCCUGGGAGGCCAGGAGGAGGAGGAGGAGGAGGAGGAGAGGAGGAGGAAGACGAGGAGGAGGUGGAGGAAGGGUGUGUGUGCGGUGCUGGCUCUGCAGAGGUGGACGGCUCUGAGCAGGAGGACGGCGGCCUUGUUUCAGCUGGAGAGGAGCGGAGGCAGCGUGGCCGUCUGUGGAGACCCGACUACGGCAAGCCUGAAGGAUGAGAACGGUGAAGGCGCUGAAGGCGUUUGUGCCCGCUGGCUUCGCUCUAAAAGUCUUCCCUCCGUCGUUCUGUCCUCCAUGGCCGACCUGCAGGGGGCGCUAGCUAACACAGCCUCGUCUCCUCCAGACGUGAUCUCAGCUGCUCGCUCAGGCUUGUCCCGCCUCCUGGAUCACCUCCUGGACCAAUCAGAUCCCAGCGUUCCCCGUGGUUCAGCUGAGGAGAAGCUCAUCCAGGACAGGCAGACCAGUCUGAAGGCGCUGGUGUCCGGCCUCCAGCAGCACUUCCUGGAUUUCAGCCAACGGCUGCACUCCGCCGAGGUGGAGAGGCGGAGCCUGCGGCUGGAGGUGGCCAAUCUGAAGAAAGGGCUGCAGCAGGAGAGGGCGGAGCUUAACCGGACGGUGCCGUGGGAGCGCUUCCAGAGCGCCUGUGAGGAGCUGCAGCAGGCCCUGAACAGGGAGCAGGAGGCGCAGGAGCUGAUCCAGGAGCAGUCGGCCCGGCUGCAGGCGCUGCAGCAGCGAGCCGACAGACACUGCUCCAGACAAAGCGCCACGCUGAGCCAAACCAGACAGGCGCUGUCGGAGGUGCGGCAGCAGCUGAGUAGGAAGGAGCGCUCCCUGAGAAUUCUGGGUAAGCACAUGUCGGGCGUCCAGAAGGAGAGGAGGCAGCUGGAGGAGAAGCUGCAGAGAGCGGAGGAGCAGCUGAGGGAGAACGUCAGAGCUUUCCCUCCGCCGUCUCCCAGCUCCAGGAAGUCUCCGCCCACCGCGGUCAUGUGACCGCUCUGAGCAGCCAGCAGCAGGAAAGCAGCGCCUACGUUCCUGAGGAGCUUCAUCCUGAUGAGGAGAAAGCUGCCGGUCCAGAGACGUCUGGAGGGACGUGGAGACGUCCACCAGCUUCACCGGUCCUCCCAGCUGGCUGCUGACCAGAUAGAGGAGCCUAAACUGCUCCAUCAGGAGCCAUGAAGGUCUCUGCUGGUUCUGUUCUGACUCGUGUCGCUCCAGAACUUUUUAUUGUUCUUAUUUAAAUCUCACUGUAGUCUCCUGCUGUGGUUUAUGACCAGAAAUAAACACAUUUACCAGGA